Teleopsis dalmanni is the source of this 838-nucleotide messenger RNA. RefSeq names its product potassium voltage-gated channel unc-103-like. The transcript is spliced from 5 exons. Gene Ontology annotation, molecular function: inward rectifier potassium channel activity. Bases 191 to 610 code for a protein of 139 amino acids. Lineage: Eukaryota; Metazoa; Arthropoda; Insecta; Diptera; Diopsidae. Gene Ontology annotation, biological process: potassium ion transmembrane transport; membrane repolarization during action potential. The record is from RefSeq and is a predicted model, not a curated record.
UAUAUUUAUUUUUAGGGCUUUAUCACUUAAAUUUAAAACUACACAUGCCCCACCCGGUGAUGUCUUAGUCCACAAAGGCGAUGUCUUAACAUCUUUAUUUUUUAUAGCUAGAGGUUCAAUUGAAAUUCAAAGAGAUAAUACAGUGGUAACAAUAUUGGGGAAGGAGGAUAUUUUUGGAGAAAAUCCUUGCAUGUAUCCGAAUAUUGGAAAAUCGAAUAGCAAUGUACGUGCGCUUACUUAUUGUGAUUUACAUAAAAUACAUCGAGAUGACUUAUUAGAUGUAUUGGAAUUGUAUCCAGAAUUUUUUAAUGCUUUUGUAGCGAACUUAGAUAUAACAUAUAAUAUGAGAGAUGAACAACAAAUUGCCGUUGAUGUCAAACAUAGAUAUAUACGAGCAAGAUGCGGAGAUUCUGAUAGAAGCACCAGUGAUAUUAAUUCCGUGAGAAUUUAUGGUCCGCGAAAUAAAAUGCAAAAAAAUGGUAAUAUUCGUAAAAAAAUUAUGCACGAACCAUCUUUAGCUGGUAAUAAUCAACUAGGCAAUAUCGAGAAAUGCUGUGGAUGCAAAAACAAAACUGCCUUUCGAUCACCUUCUAUUAAAAUUACAUGUUAACACGAACGAAUUUUUUGUAUUGGAAUUUGUAAAUUAAAAAUAAAAAAUAUUUAUAUAAAAAUGUAUAAAUAUAUAAUUGUUUUUUAUUUAAAUUGUUAAUCGUUUCAGCAAGAAACGCAGUUGUAUAAAGUAAUGGAAGGAUCACUCCAUCGAUCACUUAUAUCGAAAAAAUUAACGAAUUAAUCAGUUGAAAUUAAUUCAAAUGAUAUUAAUAAAUAAUUUAUUGUG